UGAUAUAGCAGAGCAGGCGCCAAAAAUAUUAUUGUGAAUAAAUAGAAGUGAUUUAAAAAUUUAUAAAAUAAUGCAAUCAAUUAAAAUUGAAAAUGAAUACAUCAGCUCUAUGACUGCGCUGGCAAGUAUCGUUCAGCAUGACAGCACUAUUGUGAAGAUUGAAAACGUUGACGAUGAACAAAAUAACGCUGAGGACUAUAACUCACUUCACACAAUAACCGUCAAACAGGAAAAUGAUAAACUUGAAUACGAUAUUUCGACAGAUGCUAAUUCAGAAGACGCUUCGUUUCAAACGAAAUUUGAAUGUGAAGAAACGGUAAUUGGCAUUCCAACAAGUGAAACGUCUGCCAGUAAUAGCCAAAAGAGGCAUCUACAAGAUAAUACGGAUCCAAAUAGUAAACUAUCUAAACUUACGUUUCCUGAAAAAUGCCAACAAUGCUCGCAAGCCUUUGGAAGCUAUUCGGAUUAUAAGCAACACUCACGCUUUCAUGAGGGCAACCGUUCGCACCAAUGUCAUUACGAAGGCUGCAAUCAAACCUUCAGAACGUCCAAUCUUCUACUGAGACACAUUACGGUUAGGCAUUACAGAACCUACAGGUGCAACAUAUGCGAUCAAAGGUUCCAGUUUUCCAAAGAAUAUGAACUUCAUCGUAGCAUAUGGCAUCCGAAGACGUCCUCUUGUUCCGCGUCCAAGAAAGAUCUAAGCAAAGGUCACAAAGCGGAACACUUCGAGGAAGAAGAUGAUGACGAUGAAUCUGAAACGGAUGGAAGCGAUCAAGAAGAGUCCGACUCUGAAACGGAAGAGUACACCAACUCCAGUGGAACAGAGCAUCGACUGCACGCGAAUCGGCACAAGGGCCUCAAGCCGUACAAGUGUUCCGAUUGUGGUCUGGGUUUUGCUAGGAAGUAUAACCGCGACCGGCAUGUGCGGUUGGAUGGUUGCGUCGAGAUGGUCCUGUGCUGCGUGAAUUGCGAUGAAGAGUUCGACAGCGCACCGAAACUGGCCCAGCACCAACAAAUGAAUCUGUGUCCGGGAAAAAAAGCCUAGCACCUAUGGAGAGUCAGAUUAGUUAGUUGAAUUAGUCGAUAAGUUGAACAGAACAACAGAAAGUUGAACUGUUAACAAAGAAUUUUAUUUUUGAAAUUCGUAUUCUCGCAAAAGAUCAAUUAAACCCAACCAAAGCGAGCUCCUUUCUUUUUCCAUCAUCAAUAUUCAAAAGAAUAAAAAUUGAAAAAUUAAAUAGAAAAGACUCACUAAAACGUGAACUGAUUUCAACGAUUUGUUGUCUGUGCUGUUGCCAUAAAAACAUGACCAUAAAUGCAGAGACGACUCAAAAGCCAAAACAGAUGCUUCUCAUGUUCCUGUAUGUGUGUGUGCGCCAUCCAAUAUUGCAGGUAAUGAAAGCGAAGCAGUGUGGUGUUUAUAUCUGCACAAAAACAACCAUUCCAAUAACAGACAUCGAAUCAAUCCAUUCGAUUGUCGAUGAAAUUAUAAAACAGAUUUAAAUAUUGAUGAUGGAUACAAAAAAAUGCGUUACCACCAUCGAAACGGACAAUAGCUCCGAAAUAGGGAUCAAAGAUAUCAAACAUGAAAUCGAGACUAAAGAUGAGUACAACAGCGAUCUUCCUGCAUCGGCAAAAAUUAAGCAAGAAACCCCUGAAAUUGAUGACUAUGCAACGAAAUUCAAGUCUGGUGAAACCUCACUCGAAACCAAAAUCGAGUACGAUGAAACAAUGGUUAAUAUUUCCAAAAAAGCAACAAAAGUACAAACGAAAGUGAAACCAAAGCAAAACUCAUAUUUGAAGAGUACAAGAGACGAAGCUAAUCAGCGCCACCAGUGUGGGAAAUAUUACCAAAAGUUUAGCACCUAUUUAGAGCUUCUGCACCAAAAUCACGAUUACGAGACCGUUCGGAUCUACCACUGCGGUUACGAAAGCUGCACUCAAACCUUCAAAACGGCCAACUUUCUGUUGAGACACAUUCAAGUGAGGCAUGGCAGCUGCCGCAAGGCCUUCGCUUGUGGUCUUUGUGGUCAAAAAUUUGAAUCCGUCGUAGAUUUUGAACGUCACCGUGACUCCCAACAUCAGAACCGAUUACUGUGUAACAUAUGCGAGAAAUCGUUCCAGAGCGAGAAAGAUGUAGUCGAACAUUACAAAACUGGGCAUGGAGGGUCCACAGAGCCAAUCAAACCGCUGCCAAAGAAUGUCAUUUCCACACCGUACGAGAGAGCGAAUCUUAUGAAGAAGGACGCACAGAUAUACAUUUGCCAAAUCUGUUCGAAUGAAUUUCUAGAUGUAGCACUGGCUAAACAUCACGUGAACCACGACCAUGCAAAUGUAAAAAGGCGCAGCUGCGAUAAAUGUGGUCGAACGUUUAGGCGUAGGGCAGGAAUGGUCCGACAUUCUCAAAUAAGCCAGAGUUGCGGAGAACCAGCUGCGAUCCCCAGAAAAUACGUUUGUAAAUUUUGCGACAAGGCAUUCCAACAAGAGGCCGUUCUGAAACGGCAUUCGGCCCUUCAUGCCGACCAGGAUCCCGACUUCAAGGGACACAUCUGCGACCUCUGUGGAAAGGCCUUCACUCUGUAUAAGCACUAUCAAGAGCAUAAGGACCGUCACGAAAAGAUACGGCCGUUCCAGUGCCCCGACUGUGGCAAAGGUUUUUUCGACAGAUCCGCUCGAAACCGGCACGAGCGGACAGGCGUGUGCCCGAACCAGAUGGUACUCUGCUGCGUGGAUUGCGACGAGGAAUUUGGCAGCGUGCUGAAAUUGGCCGAGCACGUGUGUCCGGGUACGCGGAAGGCGGAUGAUGGAGGCCCGACUACUGCUAACUAGUAUUAGUUAACUGAUUUAUUGUAAUUCAAAAGAUAGAAUUGAAUAAAAACGUCAAGUUAAA
Molecule: messenger RNA, 2893 nt
Organism: Aedes albopictus (Asian tiger mosquito)
Lineage: Eukaryota; Metazoa; Arthropoda; Insecta; Diptera; Culicidae
Product: zinc finger protein 502-like
Exons: 3
Coding region: 71-1048 (325 amino acids)
Biological process (GO): regulation of transcription by RNA polymerase II
Cellular component (GO): nucleus
Molecular function (GO): DNA-binding transcription activator activity, RNA polymerase II-specific; RNA polymerase II cis-regulatory region sequence-specific DNA binding
Source: RefSeq, a predicted model, not a curated record